GAGCAGCCAUGGCGACGUCUCCUAUUCUUCUCCAUGGGAAGAUUUCACUUCCGUUCCGGGGCGAAGGAAGGAAACGAGCCCGGAAGUUUAGCCCCAGACAAAAAGAAAUACAUACAGAGCUCAGCGCAGCUGUCCAGAUUGCUGUCGUUUAUUCCUGAGCUGCUGGAGUUAUUGGCGAAGAUGAAGAUGGAGGAAGACGCUGCGACAGGAGGCGCCCCAGAGGAAGCAGGAAGAGACCAGGACCAGGACGCUGUAGACUGCAAACCCAAGAUGGAGGACAGAACGCAGCCCCCAGAAGCUAUGAGAUCCCCUCAGAAAGCAGCUCCGCAGCUGGUGAAAGAGGAGCCGGAAGAGGGCUUCUCCCACCAGUGGGAAUCCCAGUGGCAGGACUUCCUGAGGACGGUGGAGCCCCCUUGCCAGGGCCCAGAAGCCCAGCCUGAGGAGCCCACGCCAUGGGGCGACACAAAGGCCUUCCUGGCCUCUUUUGAGCAAGUGGCCGCCGCCUGCCGCUGGCCCCGGGAGGAGUGGGUGGCGCGGCUCUUGCCGGCCCUCCGAGGAGAAGCCGAGUUGGCCUUUGGCUUGCUGGAGGGCAGCGACCAGGAGGACUACGGGAAGGUGAAGGCGGCCCUCUUGCGCAGAGAUGCCCUCGGCCGGGAGAGGAGGCGGCAGCACUUCCGGCGCUUCGGCUAUGGGGAGGCCAAGGGGCCCCGGGCCGUUCAUGGGAGACUCCAGGAGCUGUGCCACCAAUGGCUGGCCGUCGAGAGGCACUCCAAGGAGCAGAUCCUGGAGCUCCUGAUCCUAGAGCAGUUCCUGACCGUCCUGCCGCCCGAGAUCCAGGGCUGGGUGAGGGAACGGGGCCCUGAGACCUGCUCCCAGGCAGUGGCCCUGGCCGAAGACUUUUUGCUCAGGCAACAAGAGGCUGAGAGAGACGGAAGCCAGGUGGCCUUGGAGGUGGUGGCUGUGAAUUUCUCCGAGGUAGAAACUGCUCCUGCUGGUGGGGAGCAGGAGGGGCCCCUGUGCGCUGAAACAAUGCAGGAGGAGGAGGACCAGGAAGCCAGCAAGUUGGGCAAAGAAUGGAUGGCCGCACACCAGAGGGAGGCGUUCACAGCGGAAGAUUCGGGCCAAGCAGGGGUGUCCCUGUGGAAAGCGGAAGAGGUGGUUGCCCAGUGCCGCUUCCAGGAAAAUGCCGCCGCCAGUCAGGAGAGGCCUGAGGGCCAGCUGAGGACCUACUCCGGAGGGGAAGGAGACGGAUCUGUACCUUGUGUGGGAGAUUACACAGCCCUCAUUGUGACCACCGUCCAGGCAGGAGUGGACACAGGGAAGAAGCGGAAUGCCUGCCGAGCUUACGGGAAAAGCUUCAGCCCGGGUUCCGGCAUGCUCAAGAGCCGCCGAGCGGGAGCCAAAGCCCACAAAUGCCAGGUCUGUGGGAAGUUCUUCCUUUCCGGCUCCAAGCUCAUCAUCCACCAGAGGACCCACACGGGGGAGAAGCCCUACGAAUGCUCGUCUUGUGGGAAGACGUUCAGGUCCAGCUCGGUCCUGUACCGUCACCAGAGGAUCCACACGGGAGAGAAGCCUCACAAGUGCCCCGUCUGCGGGAGGAGGUUCGGCAGCAACUCCAACCUCAAUCGGCACCAGAGGAUCCACACCGGGGAGAAGCCGUACGAGUGCGCAGAAUGCGGGAAGAGCUUCAUCCAGAGGGCCAACUUGAAUAAGCACCACAAAAUCCACCAGGGGGACGGGAAAAGCCGGGAGAGUUUCAGCACAAGCUGAAAGCGCAAAGUGGGUGUGACAUGUGUGCACACAGGAGGAAACCGCUUAAGAGACCGGAUCGUGCAGCGACACUUUUCAGAGGAAUAUUUCAGAAAGGGACACAGAAAUUCCUGUGUUGCAGCGGGUUGGGCUGGAUGACCCUAAGGGUCCCUUCCUACAAUUCUGCUUCCACGAACUCCAGAAAUCCCAGAGGACUUUUUGGAACUGUUCUGGGUGCAUUGAUGAGGUGUAAGGUACCGUGGGGGUGAGGGGGGCACUACUGUGAGUGCGCUGGCUGCUCCCCAUCAUUCGCUCACAGAUGCUGAGCGCUUGGGAACGACCCUGGCAAGAGUGCUGUCGCCUUUUGCAUGAAGACAUCUGCAUCCGGUUGCAAAGGCUCCCUAUGAAGUGAGGCCUUGUUCUCAGUGCAAGGCAAGAUUGUGGGCUGUAUUGUAUGUUAUGUGAAAAAAGGGAGGAGACAAAUGUAAACACUAAAUAAUUUCAGUUGCAUUCCUUAUUCUUCAAAAACUCCCCUUGCUUUUUCUUCUUUUUUUAAUACUGCCUUUCCUUCAAAAUCUCAGCCGAGGCAGCUUAUAGUUUAAACAUGUCCCUUUCAUGUUGAGCUAAGGAGAAUGACACCAAUAACAUGAAGAGAGCAACAGGCAAAGCCAGCGGUCAGUGCAAUUGCAGUGGAGCAAAUUCAAUGUUUUCAUCAGUUAGGCAGAGAAAGGGCCUUAGCUCAGUGAGAAAGCACGUACUCAGCAUGUAGAAGGAGCCAAGUUCAGUCCCCAAUGGCAUCUCCAGGGAGGGCUGGAGAAGACCCUCUCUGAAAUCAAGGGGGGAGAUGAUACUGAACUAGUAUCUGACUCUACCAGGCAGCUUUCCGGAUGAGAAGUUGAGCGUUCUGUUGACAGGGAUCUCCUAAGGUUGCUUGGAGAGGCAGAAGGUUGUGCAUUUAUUUAUUUUUUAAAGUUUGGGUUGUGUCCAACCGAUUCUCAGAGAAUCCAUCUCAUUGAAAUUAAUGAACUUAUGUAGGUCCAUUAAUUUCUAUGGGAUGUAUUCAGCAUAACGCUAAAGCGAUCGCUCACUCCAAUGCUGUAGAAGCAUUUCUGUUUGCCUGAUGGAAUGAUCUCUCCUCCCCAACACCCCUCCCAGCCAGUUUUUGGAGUGGGGGCAGGAGGAAAGUCCCAUUGCACUCUCUGAUGGGAAUGGACUUCCCAGGGGGCACCUGGGGGGCCAGAGCUCAAGAGGGUGAUGGAUUAGAUCUAGAAUCUUAAGUCACUAGGUGGACUGUGGGUUGCCUCCUACAAAGCAGCUGAUUCUUCUCCAGAAGGGGCAUUUUCAUCAGUCCAGCACAAACUGAGUGAUCCCAUCUCUGGAGCAAAGGCACCAACAAAUCCCAGGUAAAUGAACCAGGAAUGGAACCACUGACCAUUUUAUUUUAAUGGGAAUUAGCUGAAAUGACUGGUUUACGUAUUUGUUUCCUCCAAAGAAGGACUUCAGAUUCCCCAAACUUGACCAGCUCUCAUGCCUGGAAGAAGUUGCAAUUGUCUGUGGCCUGGACGAUGGAGAGAAAUGUUCAGCAGGUGGUGAAGGGAAGACCAGAAAUGAGGGGAAACCGGAUAGCAUCCCAUCAGAAAGAGGCAAGCCCUAGGAAAUAAAGGGAAUUUUUGCUUCCAAGACGGAAUAAUGAAGCAAGGGGCAAACUAGAUCAGAAAGAGGAUACCACAAGUGGGGAUAAUGAAUGUUGUGCACUUGUUGUGCUCAGGUGCUGCUUGCAGGUUUCCCACUGAGGAAUCUCAUUGCGAGAACAGGAUGCUGAACUAGAUGGGGCCCCUGGUCAGAUCCAGCAGGGCUUCCGUUUUUUUAAAUAUUGAUUUGGGUUUAGAUGAAUUUAGGGAUGAACUUUUUUAUCAGUAGUUAAGGUUGUGUUUCCAAGCUUUUUUACUUGUAAACUUGAAGCGUUUGAUGCUGUUUUAAAGAUGAGCGUCCUAUUACCUAGUAACAUCUGUAUAUAACUAUGUAAUUACCACUGUAUUUACUCUUACUGAUUAGGUUGUGUGUGUUUUCCUCUUCUAUAUUCCCAGCUAUAAACUAGAAUAAACACACCUUCAUUCUAAAUUACAGAGAGAACAAUUUCUUUAAAGUGAGAUCUAUAGCAGUGUUCAUCUACAAACUGAACACAUCAUUGAGCAUUUAUAUUUGGACCAUCUCACUUGCUCCUGCUCAUUCCAACUUACAAGUGGGUUUCCAAAAGCAGUCUACUUUUCUGAGCCAUUCUAUACAAGAUCGUUUUUUGAACAUUAGAUGCCAGGAACAUAACCAGGAAUAUUCCACUUGCAGAGAAUGUUUUCUACAAAUCCAUUUUGUUUAAUGGGAGCCAUGUGAUACUCUAUGGCUAAGCCAUGUAGCUUUGGAACAUUGUCAAAAGAGUAAAGUCCUGCUGCCAAAGCAGGGGCCUGCUCUGCUUAAGCAGUUGUAAGAUACAACCCAUAUGGCAUACAAAACAAGUAAUGAGGUGUGUGGGUUUGGUCAUAACAAUAAAAAGAACUUUAUACA
Molecule: messenger RNA, 4308 nt
Organism: Podarcis muralis (Common wall lizard)
Lineage: Eukaryota; Metazoa; Chordata; Lepidosauria; Squamata; Lacertidae
Source: RefSeq, a predicted model, not a curated record